CUUCACACUCAAAGAAUCCAAUUUUAGGUCACUUCAUUCAUCAAAGUUUCAACUCAAAGUCACAGAAUCCCAAAACCUCUCCCCCCAAAAAAUGGCUUCUCUUCUAACGAGCUCCCAAGCCCUCCUCCUCUUCACCCCUCCAUCCUCAAACCCCAAACCCUUUUCUUACAAACCCCUCUCCCUCUCUCUCCGCAAACCCACCUCCACCUUUGUCUGCGCUUCCUCUACUCUCCGUUCUCCACAAACCCCAUCUCACCCCAACACCACUCUCACCACCAUAUCCACCAUAGCCUCCAUAGCCAUUUCCUUCUCCACACGCCUCCUCCUCCCAAAACUCCCACUCCCUCUCUCACUCUCCACCGCCGCCACCACAACCCUUUUCUUCGCUUCUCUCAAGGACCGCCCCCCUGGCUACCUCAACACCCCUCUCACUGUUGUAGCUGCUGGCCUCGCCAAAUGGCUUGACAUCUACAGUGGGGUUUUGAUGGUCAGGGUUUUGCUCAGUUGGUUCCCUAACAUCCCGUGGGACCGUCAGCCUUUGUCUGCCAUUCGUGACCUCUGCGAUCCUUAUCUCAAUCUCUUUCGUAAUAUCAUCCCACCCAUCUUUGACACUCUUGAUGUUAGCCCACUCUUGGCUUUUGCGGUGUUGGGUACGCUUGGCUCCAUUCUCAAUAGCGCCAGGGGAGGAAUGUACUGAGCAACUUUUUCAGCAAUAACAUUCAUUCAUUCAUUCGGGAAACAUGCAUGUGGGAUAUUGAGUUUUUCAGGCUGCUGAUCAGUUUUGAGAUGGCCUUCAAAUGCUCAAGGGUCAGAAGACAAUAUCUAACGUGUCAAACUAUACAAGCAAUAUCUUGAGAUGAUUCUUCAGGUUCUUCAUUUUCAAAUGUCAGCCACUCUUUCCAGGCUAGGUUAGCGUUGGUGAACAAGAAAAAGUAUGCUAGUGUGUUUACAUGAGAAAAAUCAGAUUUGCCUAAUGUAUCUUUUUUUUAAUUUUUUAUAUUUUUUUAAUUAUUAUUUUUUAUCUUUUAUUGUUUGUAGUUACUGUUAGAACUCCAGUAAUGAUGUACUAGAAUAAACUGCAGGUUUGCAGUUACUGUCA
This is a messenger RNA of Quercus lobata, 1099 nucleotides long. RefSeq names its product ylmG homolog protein 1-2, chloroplastic-like. Gene Ontology annotation, biological process: chloroplast fission. The transcript is spliced from 2 exons. The record is from RefSeq and is a predicted model, not a curated record. NCBI's taxonomy places the organism in Eukaryota, Viridiplantae, Streptophyta, Magnoliopsida, Fagales, Fagaceae. Bases 92 to 697 code for a protein of 201 amino acids. Gene Ontology annotation, cellular component: chloroplast; membrane.